This is a messenger RNA of Nematostella vectensis (starlet sea anemone), 2704 nucleotides long. Its product is annotated as fibropellin-1. The coding region runs from base 30 to 2078 and encodes 682 amino acids. Gene Ontology annotation, molecular function: calcium ion binding. The record is from RefSeq and is a predicted model, not a curated record. Gene Ontology annotation, biological process: establishment or maintenance of epithelial cell apical/basal polarity; heterophilic cell-cell adhesion. Gene Ontology annotation, cellular component: plasma membrane; protein-containing complex. The transcript is spliced from 15 exons. NCBI's taxonomy places the organism in Eukaryota, Metazoa, Cnidaria, Anthozoa, Actiniaria, Edwardsiidae.
CCGUCCAUGGUUGCUUUCUUUACCAAAAAAUGCGGCCAAAUUGUGUAUUAGUGGCCCUAGGAUUCCUUCUAGUUGUCUUAGUUAAGGGAAUACAAAGUGAUAGCCGAACAGGAGGGAAUGUUGAUAAAGAUUUAAGUGCUGGGAAAUCAAAACAAAGUCCACCGUCAAAACAACGCAGGAAAACACUUAAGAGGAUUUCUGCCCAAGUUUCGCCACCUACAAAGGUCAAGACAAGUCAUAAACAUGAGAAGUUCCCGUCACCGCUCAACUCGAAGGGAAAAACUGAACAAAAAAGACAGUUCAUUUUUAGACCUCCACAUUUGCCCUCGUUGUUUGGGGGAAUGCCAAAACCUUAUAUGAUGAUGAGACCGCCUCCUAUGACACAGAAGACGGUCGUUACUACACAUAUCCCUCGCCCGCCAAUGGUCAUUCCUUAUAACCCUUUGCUAAUGCACCUACUGCACUCGGGGAGACUCGGGGGUGCUCUAGGUGGAAUGCAAGAUUUUCACUCGCCUUUUGGACCUCUCAUGGGAGAUCCAAACUUGAUGAACGAGUUUGAAGAAGAUGAGGAUGAUGACCACCACUGCUCCAACAGUCCCUGUCAGAAUGGCGGGACAUGUAACGAGGUCAAGGAAGGCUAUGAGUGCAUCUGCCCACAUGGAUUUAAAGGGCAGGACUGUGAAGAGGAGAACAAAUGCCACCCUAACCCUUGCCGUAACGGAGGCGUCUGCACAGAAGCUAAUGGUGGAUACGUCUGCACGUGCAUGCAGGGGUUCAAGGGGUCUAUGUGUGAAGAGCGUAACAAGUGCCAGCCAAACCCUUGCAGGAAUGGCGGCUCCUGCACCGAGGUGGACGAUGGGUUUGAGUGCGCAUGUCAGGCAGAGUACAAAGGAACCACUUGUGAUGUCGAGAAUCGUUGCUACAUCAGCCCGUGCCUUAAUGGCGGAACUUGUAUGUCCACCGCCUCUUCAUUCCAGUGUCUGUGCCUAGAAGGCUUCAGCGGAAGCUCGUGUGAAGUUGAAAGCAAGUGCAGGAACAACCCGUGCAGAAAUGGCGGCUCGUGUUUCGAUCAUCACAACUCCUACACGUGUGGCUGCUUGCCUGGCUUUUCAGGAGUCAACUGUGAAGCCAUUAUUUCAGUAUGUGACUCUUCGCCUUGUUUGAACGGUGGCACGUGCCUGAAUCAAGGGCCCAACAUGUUCCGAUGCGUCUGCCAGCAUGGUUUCAAAGGUCACAACUGCGAAAUGGAGAAAAAAUGCGAGCCCAACCCGUGUCAAAACCGCGGUAUCUGUCGCGAAGUGAUCGACGAGGAUGACUACCGAUGCGACUGUAUUCAUGGCUACAGAGGCCGAGACUGCGACGAACAGAUCAACCUAUGCGACUCGAGUCCGUGUGGAAAUGGCGCGACUUGUACCAUGUUUGGCGCAACCUUUCACUGUUUGUGUCCAGAGGGCUUCAGAGGGUUGACUUGCCUCGAUAUCGACAAAUGCCACGCGAUGCCUUGUAUGAAUGGCGGAACAUGUAUAGCGACGCUAAAUAACUACCGCUGCCAAUGUCCAGAGGGAUACCGUGGAUCAAAUUGUGAAGAAGAGCUGAAGUGUCACCCUAACCCUUGUUUAAAUGGCGGCAUGUGCUUCGAGAACAGCGGAGGAUUCACAUGCAAGUGCGCAGACGGCUACAGAGGCAUCAACUGCGCAGAGCAUGACCACUGUCACCCUAACCCUUGCCGUCACGGAGGGGUGUGUGCUGGAGAUGGUGACGACUAUGUGUGUAACUGUCGUAACGGCUGGGCCGGCACAAACUGUGAAGAUGAAGACCGCUGCUCACCCAAUCCGUGUCUCCAUGGUGGCGUGUGUGUUGCCAAGGGUUACCGUUACGAGUGCCACUGCCCUAACCACUACAGUGGGGAAAAUUGCGAGUCUCCAGUAGCUAUCUCAUCGUUAGCGUCACCUUAUGAUGUAGGCGUGGCGCAAUGCGCUACUACCAUAUUUGGAUGCUGCCCUGACGGGAAAACAACAGCGAUAGGACCUCAUCAGGCGGGGUGCCCAGAACAUCUUCGGGCAGGGAUCAUCGGGUAGAAAGUCUGUUCAACCACAAGACUAGAGGGAAAGCAACAAAAGACAAAGAACAACUGUGUUACUCCUUGACUUGAAAAUUGUGUGGAAUUACAUUCCGACUGUUACGUCAACAAGUGUUUAAAGCCAUUAAGGCGACAUACUUUAAAGACGUUUACGUUGGCUUUUGAAGUACUUUCAAGUACGGGAAAGUAGACACUUGAGUUUUGCAAUAUUUGAGUGGUCUGGGUUGAUAGCCUUCACAAAUAUGCGUGGGUUCAGAGAAUCAUUUCUUAACCGUUGUCAGUUUUUGCUUUGUUUUGCUAUUUUUGUAUGUGAAAAUAACAACAUAAAGCAAGCUCUCGAAAAACUACCUUCCAUUUUUUAAAUGACUGUCGAAAUAGGCCAGAAAAAGAAAUGUCAGUUGCAAUUAUGAAUGCAAUCGAGGGGAACGAAACCAUGCGCAUUGCGCAGGGCCAAAUUGGUCGGGGUUUCACACUCUGAACUAAUUUCCCCGUUCAAAGCACCAAUACUGUGAAGGCGAAAUGUAUACCUUAGAAAUCAUUUUGAAACACUGUAACGUAAGCUUCACCGCAAUCAAUCACACUUUGUAAAAGGAAGCAUUCUAUUAAAAAAUAUCGUAUUCAUUA